GUUGCAGCUUAUCUCCUUCACUCCACCAAAUCAAAAGUUAUUAAUAGCGUGCACUAAUCCUUCCGGACACUGCAGAGGUAGCUCGACUGGUUCGAGUCUCGAAAGGCGAGAGAUUUCCACAUCGCACUGCCCCUCCAUAGAUAGCAAGAGGGGAGAGGUUUCCCCGUGGCAUCCCCGUGGCAUCAUUCUAUCAUUCCAUCACCGGCACAAAACAUAGGCUCGCCCGCCAUGUCGCUCUUCUCGGCACAGCUCCAUCCCGGCCGGGCGCUGGGUUUCCUGGUGCUCGGAGCUUCGCUGCACGAUGUCCUGACCCGUCUCAAAGCCGAGCCCCAGAGAUUCCCAAAACUCGACCUCACGUACAACCCGGCCGACCCGGUGAGGGAGCCCGUCAUCCUUGGUCUCCCAGCAAACGGGAUACGGAUGCGGUUCGACGGGCCCGAGCAGCGGCUACGGCUGGUUGAGGUGAUUGACUUCACCAGGAACCAUAUCUUCCUCAAGCCCGCCAACGAUAAGGAGCGCGAUCUCGUCCGGCCGCCCACGCAAGACCCCCCCGCGGCCGACGCGGCCCCGGGCCCGACGUUCCGCCACAUCUACCAGCGGUUCCUGGGGCCUACGUACGACGGAGAAUACAUCGCCGAUGCCGAGACAUAUGUGCUGUCGUACCCGGGCGUGGCGUUUGCUUUUCCCAUGAAGAAGAAGGACUACUCGGACGCCAAGGACGUUGUCUCGCUGCUGUCGUCGACGGCGGUCCCGAACUCGAUGGCCGUCUUCAGCGGCGACUCGUGGGCACAGGCACGCGACACCAUGUGGACCGAGGUCCUGCCCAGCCUCAAGACAUUCGCGCCGCUUGCCAAGGGCAAGGACGUGUACCCGGACGAGAUCUCGUUGGUCAAGAUCCACGGGGGCGGAAAGCUGCAGCUCUUCCGGAAGUGGACCAACAACUCGUUCUGGAUCUUGCUGGGCGAGACGACGCCGCAACAACUGGUGGCCGAGCUGGGGCCGCCCGACGCCAUCUAUCGCAAGAACGACCAGCGCAUGUACAUCCAUAAGCUGCGCGCCGCAAGCAACAACACGAUGGCCCGGCCGACCAACGGCAACGAGCUGAGGCGGCAGGACGAGCUGACAGACACGGACCAGUCCUCGCACCCCGCGUCGGACGACUACGACUCGCAGGACGAGGCGGUCGAGGACGAUAUCGUCGCCAAUGUGUCGGGCGAGUGCUUCUACAACUACUUUUAUCUCGGUUUCGACGUGCUCGUCUCGAUGCCGACCGCGCCCUCGCGCCCGCCACCGUCGCAAGACGGCAGCGCCUACGCCGCCGAUGCCGCCGCGCCCAAACCCGCCGCGACCGACCGCCUGGUCGCCACCAAGGUGGUCCUCCACGGAAACGUCCCGGGGUCGUACCCCUUCAACCGCCACCGCCGCUGCCGCUGGGAGAUCAGCUACCUGUCGCCGUCGCCGGACUCGCCGGCCACGACGUCGGAGACGCCCUUCCCCGAGAUCGAGGAGCGGCUGCGCAGGGCGUGGAGGUCGAUCUACUCGUCCGAGGCCGAGGCCCAGCAGAAGCAGCGGGGGAUGGUGCUCAACCGGGGAUGGGGAGACAGCCCCGGGAGCAGCUGCGAGCUGCUGGGAGGGUGGGAGGAGAGCGGCGGGACGAACCCCGGCGUCGGCAAGGGGCGGGGGGAGGACUCGACCACGACCUUGUUUGGGUUCCCUGGCCUGGUGUUUGAAGUGCUGAAGAACGGCUGGGUAAGCGCGGUUACGGUCUUCUAAGGAGCAGAGCAAUCGUUAGGCUGGGGAUUGGCGUCUCGGCGUUUGGACGGACGGUCACGGGUAUGCAGGUUCGGUGUUUCUCUCGUGCACAGGCGGCGGGGAAGGCGUUGCAUCAUGAAUGAGUUGUCUGGUUAAGGACUUAUCUAUCGUUU
This is a messenger RNA of Thermothelomyces thermophilus ATCC 42464, 1925 nucleotides long. RefSeq lists its product as uncharacterized. Gene Ontology annotation, biological process: Golgi to plasma membrane protein transport. NCBI's taxonomy places the organism in Eukaryota, Fungi, Ascomycota, Sordariomycetes, Sordariales, Chaetomiaceae. The record is from RefSeq and is a predicted model, not a curated record. The coding region runs from base 229 to 1773 and encodes 514 amino acids. The transcript has a single exon. Gene Ontology annotation, cellular component: trans-Golgi network.